AUGAGUGAGGCAGGUCCUCAGGUUAACGGGCCUUCCAGCCCUCCUGGAAAAUUUAUUGAUGGCAUCGAUCCUGAUGAUCCGGAAUAUAUUAAAAAUUUACAACGUCCAGCUGAGGUUAAGGAAGACCUGCAGCAAAUGGAAAAUCGUUCACGUGUGUCACUAGUACUGAAUAGUCAAGCAUUUAAAGAUGAGCUAGAGCAAGUUGUUGAAGAGCAACUUCGCAAUGGUCCGUAUCCAGCAAAUUUGAUUGCAUUACAACAAAUCACAGACCUUUUGCUUCCUCACUCAAAAGGGGGCUUGUCAAGUUUAGCCAGAGCUUCUACUGCCAUUCCAAUCAAUGAUCUAAGGGGAGUUGAGUCUCUUGGCUUUGCCAAGGGAGAAAAACUUCUGAGAUGUAAAUUGGCUGCCUUAUACCGAUUAGUGGAUUUGUGCGGAUGGUCUCAUGGUAUUUACAAUCAUAUAAGUGCUAGAAUAAGCCCUGAGCAUGAACAUUUUUUGCUGAAUCCUUUCGGUAUGCUGUACUCAGAAGUUACAGCUUCAUCCUUGAUUAAAGUUGAUGUUAGGGGAGAUAUUGUUGAAUCUGGUUCAACUCAGUUUGGUGUCAGCAAAUCAAGUUUUUCUCUGCACUCAGCCAUACAUCAAGCUAGACCAGACAUCAAAUGUAUUGUUCACCUUCAUACACCAGCUGCUGUGGCCGUAUCUGCUAUGAAAUGUGGAUUAUUACCAAUGAGCCAAGAAGCUUUAGUGUGUGGUAAACUAAGCUAUCAUGAUUAUCAAGGAGUUUUCGUUGAUCCAGAAGAGCGUGAGAAACUUGCAAGAAGUCUAGGUGUUCAUAAUAAAAUUUUAGUUCUUCAUAACCAAGGUAUUGUAGCAUGUGGUGAAACCAUUGAAGAAGCUUUUCAUUAUACAUUUAAUAUAAUGGCAGCAUGCGAAGCUCAGGUAAAAGCUGUACCUGCAGGCUUGGAAAACAUAGUUAUUCCUAGUGAAGAGGUCCGUGAAAAAACAUAUAGAGUAGCAAGUCAGGGUGGUGGAGGAGUGGAGUCCACAGGACGCAAGUGGAAAUUAGGAGAGCUAGAGUUUGAAGCCUUGAUGAGAACGCUUGAUAAUUCUGGAUUCAGAACUGGCUAUGUGUACAAGAUGCCAGUAGUAAAGCAAGAAAAGAAGGACAGAUCAAACAGUGAAGUUGAGAUACCACCUGCUUCAAGCUCCUUUACCUAUGUUUUUGACGGUGACUUUGAGCACUCUAAAUAUGCAUCACCUAUAAAAGCUGCAAUGGAAAGGCAAAAGAAAGCAUACAAAGCUGGAUGGUUAACCACACCUAAUGCAUAUAAGAAGACAGAAGUUGAAGAAAUAGGUACAACAACACCUAAGAAAAUUACAAAGUGGGUGCCAGAAGCAGACUCACCUAAUAGACCAGGUGGUACACCAAUUAAGAUUGAAAAUCCAAAUCAGUUUGCACCACAAGGAGAAAAUCCAAGAGAAUUCAAACUGAAACAAAAGAGUAUAAGAAAGGACUAUUAUGAGGAAAAGGUCACUCCUGGUCCACAAUCUAAGAUAUUAGAAGGCAUUUCAUGGGAUGAAGCUCAAAAAGCUAAGGAUGGACAGCUAAGUGGAGCAGGAGACCAACUCAUUGUUGUUGGAGCUGCAUCUAAAGGUAUUAUCCAAAGGGACCAUCAACACAAUGCUGUAGUGUAUCGACAAUAUUAUGCUGCAAAUCCUUUUGAAAACAUGUCAGAAGCUGAAAUAGAACAAUAUCAGGCUGAAGUACAAAGAAGGGAACGUGGAGAACCAGUUGAGGAACCCACUGCAACACCAGCUACUGCUGCUCCCACAUCACACCAGGCAGAGUUAGAGAAACCUAGGGAGCCUGAGCCAGUACACACAGUGGAACAAGUGCGUGAUGUCGAGAGGCAACCUGAACCCCGCAAAGAUGUGGAAGUUGGCCUCUAUAGACUGCAAGAAGAAUCCAAUGGAUUGCAUGAGUCAGACAGGAGUUUUCCAUCUGAAGGUAAACACGCUGCUGCUAGGCUUUUCUGCUUCAACAUAAAUCUUCUCUUCAGCCCUCUUUAA
Physella acuta is the source of this 2070-nucleotide messenger RNA. RefSeq names its product protein hu-li tai shao. Gene Ontology annotation, cellular component: postsynaptic density; cytoskeleton; plasma membrane. Gene Ontology annotation, molecular function: actin filament binding. The record is from RefSeq and is a predicted model, not a curated record. NCBI's taxonomy places the organism in Eukaryota, Metazoa, Mollusca, Gastropoda, Physidae.